UACACCAGUUUCUUCAAUCCCACUGGUACAAUGGCCAGUUAUCCGUACCAUUCCCCGCCGCCACCACCACCACCUUCAUCGUAUCCUUACUACUCACCACCACCUUCACCACCAUGUAACGAAACUACUACAACACUCCCACCUCCACCUCCACCACCACCAUCACCACCAUGUAACGACACUACUCCAACUAUAUCACCACCUUUGCCGCCACCGUCUCCACCACCACCUCCGUCAUACUACUCCCCACCACUACUUUCACCACCACCACCACCACCAUCACCAUCACCCCCACCACCUCCACCAUCAAUACCACCGCCCAUAUAUCCACCACAUAAACAUCCACCACCGCCAUCUUCACAACCACCACCACCACCACCUUCACACCCACCCCAUAAACAUCCACCACACAAACUGCCGCCACCACCUUCUUCACCACCACCACCGCCAUUAUCACAUCCCACACCUUCACCAUCAUCACCACCACCUAAAACACCUACACUACCGCCACCAUCUCAUCCAUCACCUUCAAUAUCGCCACCAUUACAUCCACCACCUUCACCAUCACCUUUACCACCUACUGUAUGGCCACCUUCACAUCCACCACCUUCAUUGCCGCCGCCAUCUUCAGUGCAGCCACCAAGUCCACCACCUUCACCUUUACCACCCGCACUAACCCCACCUCCAGUGCCACCACCAUCAAGUCCACCACCUCCAGUGCCGCCACCAUCAAGUCCACCACCUCCGGUGCCGCCACCAGCAAGUCCCCCACCUUCAUUGCCACCGCCAUUAAGUCCACCACUUACACCAUUAGCACCUCCUCAUCCCGCUCCUUCAGUUCCACCACCAUCACAUCCACCACCACCUUCUCUGUUGCCGCCAUCAUCCUCACCCAAGUUUCCUCCGAUACUCACCCCAGAGCCACCAAUUUGCCAUUGUGUAUGCCCAGCACCAAGUCCUUAUUAUAAUUCAAUUGCCCCAUCACCGCAAAGUUCACCAUCUCAUAGCCAUCGCACUGUUUAUCUUGCCACUUUUGUCUCUCUUGGUGGAUUGUUCUUUCUUGCAUUCCUUGCAAUUGGUCUCUUUUGCUUUCAUAAGAAGAAGAAAAAGUCAAGGGCAGCAUACGGAGAUCAAGGUGUUUAUCAUGCAGAGGAGCAAGGAGAAGUUCACACCUUUCAGAGCAUCCCCACAGCUAACCAAAGUGUAGCUGUCAAUAUAGAUGAUCAAAAUCCAAAUGUUGAACCGAAAUCUUAUGGUGACGGCGGUGAGGAAGCAGAAGAAAAUGAUCCUGACAAAAGUCCUAGUCGUCGUAAACGUCCUAUUCGUCGUCGUACUAGAGCACAAGGAAAAAGAGACUCCAAUCAUGGUGACAACAUAAUUGCUGCAAUUGGUGCCGGUUCAAAUGAGGAAUUAGACUCCGAAGACGAUGAUGAAGAAUCAGAUCAACCUAAAGAUUCAGAUAAAAGUUCUCGUCGCCGGAAACGUGGUUCUAGUGGUCGCACCCAAAAAAGAGAGCCUAAAACAAAUCGGAACCGUGAUCAUAAUGGUGACCAAAGUGUGUCUGUCACAAUUGAUGAUGAUGAUGAUGAUGAUGAAGAUCCAGCUGUGGAACUGGAAUCGCAAGAAGAUGACAAUAAAUCAAAUGGUUCAGAUAAAGAUUCGCGUCGUCGCGAUAAACGUGAGUCUGGUCGUCGUGGUCGUGCGCAAGGAACCAAAAACAAAGAGCCUUCCACGUCCAACCGUGAUACAGAUGACCGCAAAACUUCAUAAUCUAUGAUCACCUGCUUCCUUCAAAUUCCUGUUGAUCAAGUGUCUUGCUUGGGUAUUGUGAGUUGUGAUUGUACGAGUUUUACUACUUUAACGCAAUUGUUUACCUUGUGUUUUAAUAUUGAACGAAUUGUUGUAUUUCGUUUAUUUAUUCAAUGUGAGUGAAAAUAAGAGCGA
This is a messenger RNA of Rosa rugosa (rugosa rose), 1944 nucleotides long. Its product is annotated as leucine-rich repeat extensin-like protein 3. Bases 31 to 1770 code for a protein of 579 amino acids. NCBI's taxonomy places the organism in Eukaryota, Viridiplantae, Streptophyta, Magnoliopsida, Rosales, Rosaceae. Gene Ontology annotation, biological process: plant-type secondary cell wall biogenesis. The transcript has a single exon. The record is from RefSeq and is a predicted model, not a curated record.